AUGAUAUUUCUUGAGUUCCACAAUUCGGCUGUGGAGGAUUUGCUUCUUACCCGCUUCAGUAGUGCCAAAGCUGGCUCAAAAUUUGAAAAAAUCGACCACACUGUCGCUGAUUUCGAUCGCAUUCUCUAUCGGAUUCACAACCCUGAGAAGGAUAAAUCCAAGCUCCUAGUCAGUCUCCUGGUAAACUUUUUCGACGAAUUGAAGGAAUAUGAUGUUGAAGGACUUCUGAGGCGAGAAUACGGCCCGUACAUAUUGGACGAACCAUACCCUGGUUACUCAGUCACUCUUUGUUUUGAUUUGCAAAAUGUCCCAGAUAACUACGAGGCGGUUGCCCGUCAUGUCGCUAUGCUAAAACGGAAUUGCUUCGCUGCAGUAUUUGAGCCUUUUUUCCUCCUCCAAGCACUAGCAGAUGAGCCCAUAAUCUCUAAACGAGCUGUUAUCCACUACAGUCCUGAUGAAGCCAUGUAG
Hydatigera taeniaeformis is the source of this 468-nucleotide messenger RNA. The record is from the annotation of a GenBank genome assembly. NCBI's taxonomy places the organism in Eukaryota, Metazoa, Platyhelminthes, Cestoda, Cyclophyllidea, Taeniidae.